Messenger RNA from Chlamydomonas reinhardtii, 3048 nucleotides. RefSeq lists its product as uncharacterized. The record is from RefSeq and is a predicted model, not a curated record. The transcript is spliced from 16 exons. The coding region runs from base 150 to 1946 and encodes 598 amino acids. Gene Ontology annotation, molecular function: glucose-6-phosphate dehydrogenase activity; NADP binding. Gene Ontology annotation, biological process: glucose metabolic process; pentose-phosphate shunt, oxidative branch. Lineage: Eukaryota; Viridiplantae; Chlorophyta; Chlorophyceae; Chlamydomonadales; Chlamydomonadaceae.
UCCGUCAACCUGUCUACAGCCACUCCCGAUUGACUCCACGUAUAUGCAGUAGUCACCGGGUUCGCUUUCAGCACCCGAUUGAAGUUCGCAACGUGGCGGGCUUGCAUUGCACAGCAAACCCUUUGAUUGUCAAGGCUGCCUGUGAUACCAUGAUGCUUGGACAAACACGAAUCCUACGCGGAAGUCGUAAGGCUGCCGGCGGAGCGGCAGCGCCCCUGGCCAAGUCGGGACCGCGACCGGUCGUGGUGCGGCCUGGACUGCAUACAGCGCCGCAACAGAGCCAUCUGGUCCACACUAAGCCAACGGUGGUGGUGCGCUCGUCCGCUACUGCUGACAAAGCAUCCAUCUCGCAAACCAACGGCGUGGAGCAGUCCACAUCGCCUUCAGUCUACAGUUUCGGAAACCUGAAUGUCGAGGAGGCGUAUGACUUGGAGCGGAAUGACUGGAAGACCACCUCCCUCAGCGUGGUCGUGGUGGGCGCGUCCGGCGACCUCGCUAAGAAGAAAAUCUUCCCCGCGCUCUUCGCGCUGUACUACGAGGGGCUGCUGCCGGAGGAGUUCCACAUCUUUGGCUUUGCGCGCAGCAAGAUGACUGAUGCGGAGUUCCGGAACAUGAUCGCCGGCACGCUCACAUGCCGUAUCCACGCACGUGAGAACUGCCAGGAGAAGACGGAGAAGUUCCUGGAGCGCUGCUUCUACAGCGCGGGCCAGUACGACGAGGCCGCUUCCUUCCAGACGCUCAACGGCCGCAUGGGCGAGGUGGAGGUGGCCUGCGGCAAGCCGCGCAGCAACCGCAUGUUCUUCCUGUCCAUCCCGCCCAACGUCUUCAUCGCGGCGGCGGGCGGCGCGGCCGACUUCUGCUCCACCAAGACCGGCUGGACGCGUGUGAUUGUGGAGAAGCCCUUUGGCCGCGACAGCGCCAGCAGCGCGGCCCUGGGUCGCGGCCUGGCGGCUCACCUUCGCGAGGACCAGAUCUACCGCAUCGACCACUACCUGGGCAAGGAGCUGAUUGAGAACCUCACGGUGCUCCGCUUCAGCAACCUGGUGUUUGAGCCGCUGUGGUGCCGGCAGUACAUCCGCAACGUGCAGAUCACGUUCAGCGAGAACUUCGGCACCGAGGGCCGCGGCGGCUACUUUGACACGUACGGCAUCCUGCGCGACGUGAUCCAGAACCACCUGCUGCAGAUCCUGGCGCUGUUCGCCAUGGAGCCGCCGGUGUCCCUGGCCGCUGAGGACAUCCGUGACGCCAAGGUCAAGGUGCUGCGCUCCAUGGCGGCGGUGCGGCUGGAGGACACGGUGCUGGGGCAGUACCGCUCCCGCGCCGUGGCGGGCGGCAAGACACUGCCCGGCUACCUGGACGACAAGACCGUGCCGCCGGGCAGCCUGACUCCCACGUUUGCUGCGUGCGCCAUGUACAUCAACAACCCGCGCUGGGACGGCGUGCCCUUCCUGCUCAAGGCCGGCAAGGCGCUGCACACGCGGCGGGCCGAGAUCCGAGUGCAGUUCAGGCACGUGCCGGGCUCGCUGUACAAGCACAAGUUCGGCCCCGACCUGGACAGCGCCACCAACGAGCUGGUCAUCCGCAUCCAGCCCAAGGAGUCCAUCUACCUCAAGAUAAACAACAAGGUGCCCGGCCUGGGCCUGCAGCUGGACACCACCAAGCUGGACCUGCAGUACCAGGCCGCCUACAAGGCCGCGGAGCUGCCCGACGCCUACGAGCGACUGCUGCUGGAUGUGGUCAACGGCGACAAGCGGCUGUUCAUUCGCUACGACGAGCUGGAGGCGGCGUGGGAGCUGUUCACGCCGCUGCUGCACGAGAUCGAGAGCCGCAAGAUCGCCCCCGAGCUGUACCCGUACGGCAGCCGCGGUCCCGUGGGCGCCCACUACCUGGCCGCCAAACACAGCGUGCGCUGGGGCGACCUGGCCAACGACGACGACGACUUGUAGGCGCAGGAGCAGGAGCAGGAGGAGGAGGUCGGCGGCCAGGCAGGAGGAGGAGGCGAGGAGGAGGAGGGGAAGAGGAGGGCAUUCGGGCUGGGCUGAGUCGAGGUUGUUGGUGUGACAGGGGAGAGAGGCUUGGGCUGUGUGCGGUCAAUUGACCAGGGGCGCUGCGGAAGAAGCGCCCAAACGCCCCGGCGAGCGAUGGGUUCUUACGUGUCCAGAAGCGUAGAGGACACACAUUGCACGUGUGCACAUUUAGACCCAGAAGACUACGAGCGUGGCUUUAUGUUUGUAUUUUCAGGCAGUCUCGCGGCCAAUGCCGCGGCCGCCUGGCUGUCUCGUCCGUCUCCACAGAACUUUAUCUUCGUACUUCAUGUGCUGUGUGUCGUAGCGGUCAAAGGUGUCACGCGUGUUGGCGACGUUGUUUGUUUUGUUGGGUACGCCGGUGUAUGGUACCGUAUGUAGCUUGACGUCUGCCUAUGCUUGUACAGGGUAGCAGCGAGGCCCAUGGGGUUGUGUGUAUGUAUGUGUGUGUGCGUUCACCCUGGUACGGUACUGUGUUUAUAGGUAGCUUGCGUCUGGGCCCGAUGCCUGCCUGGUUCGCAGGUGGCGCCAGCUGCGGCUGUGUUUAGCGGGGCUGGUUGUAUUUGAAUGACCUGUAGGAAGUGAUUAGGAACAAGACUUGAGGUCGGCUUGCGCUCGACUUUGCUUUGUGUUGGCGGUCGCGCAAAGCCGCGGCAUGGUGCCAACGCGGCAUGGUGCGCACACCCGCCCGCUUGCACUCGGGCCAUUCCCGAUACAUGUGGUGCGGGGUGUUUGUGCGGUGACUGGGGCGGCUCAGCUGCCUGCCGGUCAUUGGCUGGCGCGUAUUCUUUUCUUCCUGCGGGGAACAUCUCCCCCCACACCUAGAAUGAACGAGAGUGACACUCGCACGCGUGGAUUCACGUGACGCGCUGGUUGAGAGGCGCCGCACUGUAAGGCUGCUGACAGACUGAAGGCGUCGGCCAGUGUUGUUUCGCCCCCUCCGUUACCUUGCUCAUGAGCCAACGGGUUGCGGGCUUGAGGGAGUGGCAGCAGCACACGAGCUUGUGUGUAAGACGGCAGCAUG